Molecule: messenger RNA, 3579 nt
Organism: Acanthopagrus latus (yellowfin seabream)
Lineage: Eukaryota; Metazoa; Chordata; Actinopteri; Spariformes; Sparidae
Gene: fam110c
Product: family with sequence similarity 110 member C
Exons: 1
Coding region: 622-1662 (346 amino acids)
Source: RefSeq, a predicted model, not a curated record
AUUUUUUAUUCAAUGACCACAACAACAUAUUUCCUCUUUGAAUCUUUAGUGUUGCACAACACUGUUUUGAUGGCUUUGACAAACUGCACUCCCACUGGGACACAUCACACCGUAUGAUUUACAGAUGAAUAGCCUGGAGUAAACAUUUAUUGUGCAACUUUUACACUGUAAUGAGCACCAAGCCUACUUGAUGAGUCAGAGUCUCUGGGUAAAUGGGGAGAUAAAAGAUAGCGGAGAGUUCUUUGUAAAGUCAGAAACAAGUUUUCUCGGUUCCUGAUAAUGUUUUUGCCCUGUACUGAGCAACAAGGAUAAAGGCCCUCAUUCUCCCCAGGACAAGAGAAAAAAAAUCGGCAGCAGUGUCGGCUUUCACCGUUCUCACUUGUGAUGGUAUCAAGUGUACUUUGUACAAGCUCGUGUUUGGUUAAAACUAGCCUUGCGCAGAAUGGGUGGGGUAAUGUGUUUGAACAGACAAGGUGAAAUCUCCUGUUGUGAUACGUGCUCAGGCAAAGAACAGGCUCGAAUGGAAUCUUUUACCUCUAACACUGGAGAGACCACACGCUGAACUGAAGGAUUACCCACUCUUUUGGAAAAUAACUGAUUCAAAUCCUCAUUUCAGCGACAAUGGAGGUAACCAGCGACACCACAAAGAUCCUCGAGAAGGGUCCUGAAUACCUUCGAAAGCAAAUGGAACUGGAGAGUGAGACGAAAGGACGCAUGAGUGCCGUGGAGAGGCUCGCUGCGAGCAAAGUGAAAUAUGUCAAAAGCCAACAGGUGGCCAACUCAACCCAGGAGCCAGUGAUCAGCCUCGGGUCGGCUUCUGUGAGCAGCACUGGGUCUUCUAACCGGAGCUCGAACCGUAGCAGGAAUCUUAUCACAGGGAUUAACUCAACAGUUGCUACAUGUGCACAAGGCUGCUCUCCAGGGCAGGUACGUCGGUCCAGCUCCAAAAAGCGACCGGACUCCCUGAUGCUGUACAGGCAGAAAUGUGAGUUACUGAGGGGGUCAAUGAAUGACCGGAAACACCAUAUAAUGCGUAAGCUGCUGAUGAAAAAUGCUCCGGUACCUGAGGCGGCAGAUAAGGAGUGUGAAGCUGAGGGCAACAAGGAAAAAAUCACCACACCUGAGGGCAUGGCAAAGGAAUGCAGCUCACACGCAGCCCCCUCUGAACCAGACAGGAGGGGGAAUGGAGUGGCAGAACAACACAGCACAGCAGGCAGUGCUUCUGGGACAAAGGUGACAGCUGGUGUUGUGAAGAAAUCUGCGGGUCUCCUGGCGGUGCCUGACGUUGAAAGGAGGACUGGCACAGGGGUCAGUCGCUCUCACUCCGACAUCAGCUCCAGGUACUCGAAAAACUUUGCGGACUUUGAUGCUUUUUUCAACUACUGUGGCCUGGAGGGUGAUGUUAUCACGUCCUUGGGGAGAGAGAACUUCUCGGCUCGCUCAGAUGAAAUCACAAUAAACCUCCGGAGUGUCAGCGUCUCUACGUCGGACGACUGCUUCUCAAGGAGCAGCGGCGACAGUGAUGGACUCCUGGAGAAUGAGUUACAUGGAAAGAUAAAUCAAGGGACAUCAGUUAUUGAGCGCAAUGCGAGGAUUAUCAAAUGGCUGUACAGCUGCAAAAAUGCAAAAGAGACUGGGAAAAGAUUAAGAGACCUUGAUUGAGAUUACUCUUUUUUUUUUUUUUUUUUUUUUAUCUCUACAGAGGCCUUACUGAAGACUGUCGUUACAAUGAUACGUCAUCUAUUUGUCACACUCUGUGUUAUGCAUCCAACUACAUAUUAUUUUCAUUAUCCAUUAAUUUGUUAGUUAUGUUCUUGGAUAAUCAGUCAGUUGUUUGAUCCGUAAAAUGUCCCAAAAAUUGUCCAAAAUGUGGAUCAGACUUUCCCAAAGCCAAGGAUAACGUCCUUAAAUGUUUUGUUUUGUCCAUAACUCAAAGACAUUCAGUUUACUGUAUUUCAAGCGUGAAGGAACCAGGAUAUAAUCGAAUUUGAGAAAAAGCUCAAUAAAAGUAUGUUUGUCAGUUUUCCCUUGCACACUACAUGCGUGUGCUAAAUUUCAGCAGACUUUUCCAAGAGAACGAGGCGUGCUUGUUUCCGUUCAAACUUGCAUAAAACUAGAUGUUAUUUGUCAGGCUGGGAGGCACAGAAAGCCCUGAAUCCCACACAAAAAUACAGAACUGUUAUUUUCCUCAUAUUUUCACAUUGAAAAUGGAUGGUAACUUCCAGUUUUAUGUUACCAAACUGUACCAUCCAUAUAGAUUGAUCACACAGCUGUGAUUUAGAGUACAAUCCUGUGUCAAGGGUCAAAACUAUGUGCAUGUGCACCUGAAGACUCACAAAUCCAGGUAAGUGCAUAAAUUUUAGCAAAGGAGCUACCAACCCUUAUUAAAGAGUUCAAAUUGUAAGUUGUAACUGAUAGAUUAAUCUUUCAAUCGUGGUUUCAAAGUCAGUUAAAUGCUGCUAAAAGCUUUCCCCUGCUGCUGUUUCUCCUCUCCUUUUGUUAAUAAUGUGGUCACAAAUGUUAACGCAUUAAGCAAACACUGUUAACUAGAAUGCAUAUAUCCACUGAGGCCCAACAGUUCCCUUUCGUACGCACUCACCUUAUGAGUUAACACAAAAUUCCCGGAUCCAUCCCCGUCUUCGGAUCCAUAACGCAGCCUAUUCAGGUCCAAGGGCCUUCCUCCAUCCACAUUUCGUGGAAAUCCAUUGGUAGUGUUUGUGUAAUCCUGACAAAUAAAAAAUAAUAUAAUAAAAAAAACAAACAAACAAACUAAAAGGACACAGGUGGAGGUCAUACAUUGAUUCUGGUCCAGUUCCUCUGUACUGUAAACAGUCAUUAGUGAAGAGUUUUGUCACAAUCUGGCAACUCAAACACUGUUCUUGCUAAUGGCUUAUAAAAUAUUACUGAAUUAUGUAUUAUUUUGUCAGUUACAACAUAUACAGAACUUAUGAAUGUUACUGUGAUUAUAAACGCUUGUAGCUCAUGUAACGGCAGAUAAAAUGUGUUAUAUUAUGUUCAUAAAGCAUAACCUCAGCAGGGCCUUUAGACCACGACAAGCAUGAAAGUGCCCAUAAAUGAUAAUUUAUGCGCCUGCUUCUUAAGUAUAUAAUCCAGAUGUGUCUAGUUUACCGCUCAAUUUCUCUCCAGCGCAGACUCACACACAAUGAUACAGCGGCUCAGAUAAAAAUGUCAAGGAGAGAGAUAUCUGCGCCUUAAAAUUUUAUUGCCGUUAAACGUUUCCCAUGGAGAGAACGGAUCAAAUCAUUCAAUUUAACUAUAGAGAGACAUAAAACAAAAAGUAAAAUAUUUGGGACGUGUUUUGUUUCCAACCAAAGAGUUAGUUGGUCACUGAGUCCUGUGUGAGAGGAAUGUUCCUAAUAAUCUGAAAGGCUUAAGUUCAGUGACCCGUUGUAACUGUAUCUCCACGUCCCACCCAAAUCCCUGCCUGCGUUGUCCACUUUCUCCCUCUGUCUGUCCUUAAGCCAACUUUCUGUGCUGAUCAAAGCUCUGAGGCUGUAACACAAGUGUGGGAUAACAUUUUUUUUUUUUUUUAAUAAAUAAAUAAAAGGAAGGGACAUA